This is a messenger RNA of Clunio marinus, 5303 nucleotides long. The record is from the annotation of a GenBank genome assembly. NCBI's taxonomy places the organism in Eukaryota, Metazoa, Arthropoda, Insecta, Diptera, Chironomidae.
AAUUGUACAUGAAACUAAGUUGGCUGAAUACUUUACACUAUAGAAAACAAAAAUAAACCAAAAUUCAUGCGAUUGCUGUCGUAAAAGUGUGAAAUUCUUAGACUUAAAGGUCUUUGUUUUCUUUUUAUUCUUUCUUAAAAGCGCAAAACCUCAAUAAACGACUCAUUCACCGUCAAAGUGCUCUAAACUCGCAACUAACAUGGAUAAUUAUGGGAACCGUAACAAAUAUCAGAACACUAAAAACCAGUCAAAGAACUUCAGAAACGUUUCGCGAUCUCACGACGACGAAAUGCACCAGGAAAGGGAACGCAAUGACGACUACUACACAAGAAAGUCCAAAAAACCCGACCAAUGCUAUCAACAACAACAACAACAACAAAAUCCAGGAAGUAAAAGUGAAAAGAAUCGCUAUGAGCGCUCUUACGACAAUCGGCAAUCACGACAAGGCUCAGAACCACGAAAUAACAACUAUCCCUCCAAUCAUGAUUCACAGAAGAAUAAUUAUAAUAACGUUGAUAGAAAUCGUGAUACUCGCAGCUCUGAACCCGGAGGCAACAACUUUGAGCACCGCAAUAAGCCACCAUCGGGUCAGGUGCGUUCCACCAACCCAACAUUUUCACGUCUUCCAAAUAACAUUGACAUUCUGCCACCGAGACUGAAACGGAAAUACUUAAUUGAAGCAGGAUAUUCUGAAGAUUUACUGGACAAGCCAAUGACAGAUUUGACGCAACAAUCAUACUCAAACACUCUGCCAACGGGACGAGGUGGUCGAAAUAAUCGUUAUGAUCAGCAAAAUUAUCAUCAACAGAAUUACCAAAACUCCUAUCAAUCGAAAUACAAUAACCAGAAUCGAGGAUAUCAACAUGAUCAUCACGAAGUUAAUAACCGUUCAUUAACGCCACCCCCAUCAAAAGGUGCAUCACGACAACAGCAACAACAACAUCAUCAAAAGCCACCACCACCUCAACCUCGUUUUGAGUGGAAAUCCAAUGAUAUUCAAAGACGUGAAGACACUAGUCCAGCUAAUAACAACAACACCAACAUUGCAACAACGAAAGUUGAUGAUAUAAAUUUUGAUUGGAGUGAAGAUGUUCUAAAUUCACAAUCACUUCCUCACGAAGUUAAUUCAAGACAAGAACAUCAUCGGAAUAGAAACAGUCGAAGACGAAAUAGAAGAGCUAAGAAAGGAAUUGCUUCAUCAAGUAAUGGAAGUGUUGAACGGUCAGGAUAUAAUUCAAAUGAUAAUUACGGAGGAAACUUUAAAAUGCCUUUUCCGAAAAGUGGAAAGAAUCAUCGGCAACGUCGUAACAGUCAAUCGUCUUAUAACAGCCGUGAGAAUAGCAUGGAACGAGGCUAUGGUUAUGGAAGCCGAGAAAACAGUUUGGAUCGACGACAGCCGAGAAGGAAUCGGUAUAAUGGAAGACGUGGCAGUGAUUAUCAAUCAAGUCGUGAAAAUAGCACUGAACGUUAUGGCAACAACAAUUGGCAACGAAAUGAUUCGUUGGGGAAUCUUCGUGAAAGUGAAAAUCAAUCUUGGCGUGGAAAUGACGAUCUGUUAAGUCAUCGACUCAAUAUGAGCAGUAAGACUGACCAGAAAAUUGCUGAACUAACAAAGGAAUUUGCAAACUCUGUGGAAUUAAACAAAUCCAGUGAACAGCGGACACUCUUCGAUCCCAAAAAUCCAUCGAAGCCAAUUUAUGUACAAAACAAUCAAAAUCGACCCCGUGACUUCAAUGUGCCUGAUGCCAAUGAACAUUACACUGAUCACCAACAAGACCUCAGCACAACAAAGCCUACGUGGAUGAUAAAAACAUCACUUAAAUAUAAGGAAUUUAAAAAUAAAUUUCUCAUUGAUGAACUCAAUCGACUUGACGAUCAACUCAUGAUGGUGAUUGAAGGUGGAGAAUUGUUGGAACGUUGGAAUGGAUUUAAAGAGGUGCAAGGAAAGAUUCAAACAAUCUUUGAACAUCUUCUUGAGAAUGAUAUGAGAUUUUGUCAACAAGAACAUGUUGAACAUUACUUCUGGAAGAUUUUAUUUUAUCGUGUGAUUGAAUUGUUGCGUAAAGAAAUUUUAGAAUCUGAUGAGAUGAUGAAAGUUAAAUAUAAAGAACGUGCUUUAGAAACGGUUGAUUAUGGAACCAAAUAUUUGGAAUCUUUACUUAAGAAACUUGAAACUCGUUACAAGUUUCAGCUUGAAGAUUACAUUGGAGAAAAUGCAGCUUCAUUUCAAAGUGGUCUCGGCUUCGUUGGACUUGCUUUGGUCUCAUCACAAAAGAUUUUCCUCUUCCUUGGUGAUUUAGCGCGUUAUCGUGAGCAAAUAAAUCAAACGAACAAUUUGGGACGUGCGAAGAACUUUUAUAUGAAGGCACAACAAGUAGUGCCAAAGAAUGGGCGACCUUUCAAUCAACUUGCAUUGCUUGCUGUUUAUUCUAAACGUAAAAUUGAUGCUGUUUACUUCUACAUGAGGAGCUUGAUGUCAUCGAAUCCUUUUCAACCUGCCAAGGAAAGUCUCGUCGCAUUGUUUGAUGAGAUUCGUAAGAAGUACAAGGCUUUGUACGAAGUUGGUCAACGUAAACGAGAAGAGAAAAAUCGUCUCAGAUUGAAGGAGAAAGAGCAUCGUUUUGAUGGAAAUUUGAGGAAAGAAACUUGGAUCCAUCCUGAAGACGGUUGUAGAGUUCAUCGAACUGCACCACUUGAUCCUUCAAUGAUUGGACCAGGUGACAGUAGCGAUGAUGAAGAGUUGCAACAAAUGGAUCCAUCUGAGUUAAACAAACGUUUUGUGAUAUCUUUUUUGCAUGUUCAAGGAAAACUCAUCACACGUAUUGGAAUGGAUUCAUUUCAAACUUGCGCCAUUCUUAUGCUUCGUGAGUUCCGUGCACUUCUUCACAUUUCACCAAUAACUAUCAACUCUCAUCGUCUUCUGCAAUUGAUUUCUCUCAACAUGUAUGCUAUUUCUUGCAACGAAUUAAAAGGCUCUUCAUCAACACACGAUGCAUCAUUGCAAGCGAGGUCUGAGGUUCAGGAAUGUGCCAUUGCUGUUGGACUUCUCAUGUUUGGUAUAAUUCUUGAGCGUUUCAUUGAAGUGCUGAAAGAAUCUUUGAACAUUAUUACUCCUGUGGUGAAUCUCAGCAGUGAUCUUCGCAAAAGUGUGGACAACGACACAACGAAGGACAACAAAAGUAGCGAACCCAAAAAAAUCUUAACACUUAAUGAAGAUUCUAAAGUUAUGUUGCCAGCUAUCAAAGCAUGGUGCGACUGGAUGAUGUUUCAAGUUAAAGUUUGGAAUCCGCCUCCGUUUUGCUCCGAUUAUAAAAUUGGGAUUGAACUCAAUAAAACUUACGAUCUUUACAAUUUUUCUUUUCAAUCAUCAAGUGCUAUAAGCAGUCACGAUCCAUGGAACGGACUAGCUACUUUAAUGACGCUUCUAGAGACCAUUGUUGAUACCAACAAAGACUAUUUAUCAUUGCAACGUGAAAAAGAUUAUAAGCUGGUGAGAUUACAAGAAGAUGUGACAUUGGCAGGUUUUACUCCGCUUAAGAAUUACACGCCUGAUCCAAUUUUCUGUCGUUGUGAUAUUGACAUAGAAAUAGCCGAGAACGCUCUACGAAUGCAAAAAUUGAAAUACUUUGGAAUGAACUUUCUCUGCGAAGAUCGCCAAUUGGAUCAGAAAAUUCUUAAAAAGAUUAUCACGCCAAGUGGAAGAAUUGAAUAUGUUAGCAUCGUUCAAAAUCGAACUGAAAGCGCAAGCGAUACAGAAAUUCUAAUAGAGAGUUUUAGUGACGAAGAUAAUGAAGACGACAGUAAGAAAGUUGAAUCAAAUGGCAAAAGUAGAGUCAAUGAAUCGUUGGAUCUCAAGUCACAUCACGAUGCUGCUGAAAUUCGAAGACUUUUACGACGAAAGGAUGAACUCGAACGAAAGCAAAAAAUGGAAGAGAAAUACAAUGAACGCUUGCAGGACAUUCUAAGCCAAAGUACUGUGGCAUUGCAUAUUGAAGUUCAUCCACGCUACCUUAUUCCAGACACUAACUGCUUUGUUGAUGAUUUGAUUUCGAUAAAAGCAAUCGCUAGUGCACAUCCAUUGUACCAACUCAUGAUUCCAAUUACAGUCAUUAAUGAGCUUGAGGGACUGAGUCGAGGAAUUAAGCCGUUGACACCAACGGCAAUCGUUGUAUCUUCGCUGAGUCAACACUCAACACCAAGUGUCGCAUCUUCUCGCAUCGGAAAUCGCAAUGAUCCACAGCAUGCAGCGUUUGUUGCAAAAGCAUCAAAAGACGCUUUAACAUUUCUCAAGUCAAAAAAUCCUGCUGUGAAAUGCGUCACUACGAAAGGUUCGAUGAUAAACUCAGCAAUAUUUACAAGUGAAGACGGUCCCAAUGAGCACAAAUCAAACGAUGACAAAAUUCUCGACACUGCGCUUAACUUAUGCAAGAAGAAUGUUGAAGAGAAAAAAGGCGAAGUUCGUCAUCUUGUUCGGGAAGUUGUUUUGUUGACCACAGAUCGCAACUUACGUGUCAAAGCAUUGACAAAUGACAUCCCUGUUCGUGAACUUCCCGACUUCAUUAAGUGGGCUGGACUUGGAACGAUCGACUGAUUGAACAACAAGCCAUCAUCAACACUAAUAAUUGUAGCAUAAAUUAAUCUCCUUUGUUAAAUUUCUACUGAAUAAUUUUCCGCGAUAAUUUUUUUAUUUUAAAGUUCGCAAGCAUGUGUUUGUUGACAGCAACAUAUUUUCUAUUAAAAAGAUUUGAACAGAAAGAUUCUUUAUCAGUUCCGUACAUUGUGUACGAUUUCAAGGUUUUUCAUUCACAAUCUUUUAAAAAGUGGAAGUAAAUGUUUCCACAAAAAGAUUUUUUUUUCGUCUAUUGUAAAUAACAAGCGAGAUGAUAGUUUAAUUAACUGUUCGAUUAGUGGACAAUGUUUUUACCCAAUGAAGGACAAAAUUCAUUGUCGAAUGUCCUUUAUACUUAAUUGCCUAUUUUUUAGCAUAAUUGAAGAUGGAAACAUGUUUUAUAUCAACUGACGAUUAGGUUUAGUAAGAUUUUAAAGUUUUUACCAACCAAACUACAACUUUUUUCGUUUAUUAAUUUUUUUACAUAUUUGUACUCAUUUUUAUAACUUUUUUUCCUAAAUUUUCAUUCUUUGUUCAAUUCUGUUCUGUUCUUUAACCAAUUAAUGAAAUUGUUAAAAGAUGAAAGCAAAACUUUGUUCUUUGCAUGAAAAUUAAUGAAAAAAUAAAUGAUAAAGAUAUUCUAUUAUAAAAUUUUGAAUAAAGAGAUGAAAAAAAUAAAUAAAUUUAAAAGUGG